ACUUGAGCAAAGGUAACUCUAGUUUCUAGGACCAUUCUCUUUUGUCUGUUUCCCCCUGCCUUCAAAAAAGCUUGCUUGCUUUGUAAGGUGUGUUACCUUCACCAAGUUGACAGGCUUUCUUUUCUCUCCCUCCCAUUCUACGAAUAAUUCAGCCAUCAGGAAGGGGCCAGAGGAGAGAUGGCUAGUGAUUCAGUCUUAUUGGCUGCAGUCUCUAUUCUAUCUACCUGCCAGCAAAUUUUCUUUGCUCGGCAGGUGGGAAAAGCAAGGGAGAAGUACAAGAUCACACCCCCAGCCGUCACGGGGUCACCAGCCUUUGAGAGGGUAUUUCGUGCACAACAAAACUGCUUGGAGUUUUACCCCCUCUUCCUGGUCACCUUCUGGAUGGCUGGAUGGUUCUUCAACCAAGUCUUAGCUGCCCUUUUUGGCCUGGCAUACCUAUAUGCUCGGCACCGAUACUUCUUUGGAUAUUCAGAGUCAGCUAAUGAAAGGUUAACAGGCUUCCAGAUGAGUAUGAAAGUGUUGGCUUUGCUGAUCAUCCAGGCUACAGUGGGAAUUGCUAACAACUUUCUGGAUGAAUACAUGGACUUCAACAUUUUCAAGAAAUUAUUUCAAUUAUUCUAGAAAUUUUUCUCCCUUUUAAUAAUAUCAAGUUUUUUUCCCACCCCCAGAGAUAGACCAAAAACAUGUGAAAUCAAAAUUCCCAUGUUUGAAUUGAAUCAUAGAAUGAUAAUCCUGAGAAAUCACUCAGCCCAACUCCAUGUUACAGUGGGAGGAAACUGAGACCCAGACAGUUCAUCUCUAUUUUUGUUUUCUUGAGAUGACUUUGGAAAAACAUUCCCUUUCAGGAAUGCUUAAUUUAAUUUAAUUUAAAUUAAUUGCUUAAUUUUCUAAGAACUAUUAUUUGUCCUUGCAUAUAUGAGGGAGUUAAAAAUGCUGAAAAAUAUACCUUGUUUUUGUUUUGUUUUGUUUUGUUCUUAAAGAAACUGUUGCUGAAGGACAUGCUUGCAUUGGGGAGAAUCACAUAAAUAACAUUGUUACCAGACGCUU
Molecule: messenger RNA, 1047 nt
Organism: Phascolarctos cinereus (koala)
Lineage: Eukaryota; Metazoa; Chordata; Mammalia; Diprotodontia; Phascolarctidae
Gene: MGST2
Product: microsomal glutathione S-transferase 2
Biological process (GO): leukotriene biosynthetic process
Cellular component (GO): membrane; endoplasmic reticulum; nuclear envelope
Molecular function (GO): enzyme activator activity; glutathione transferase activity; leukotriene-C4 synthase activity
Source: RefSeq, a predicted model, not a curated record